Dendrobium catenatum is the source of this 3125-nucleotide messenger RNA. RefSeq names its product beta-galactosidase 9. Gene Ontology annotation, molecular function: carbohydrate binding; beta-galactosidase activity. Gene Ontology annotation, cellular component: vacuole; cell wall. Bases 152 to 2836 code for a protein of 894 amino acids. The record is from RefSeq and is a predicted model, not a curated record. NCBI's taxonomy places the organism in Eukaryota, Viridiplantae, Streptophyta, Magnoliopsida, Asparagales, Orchidaceae. Gene Ontology annotation, biological process: carbohydrate metabolic process. The transcript has 19 exons.
CCUCGUCAUACGGCAGGAUGCCUCACUCUUGCAAACUCAUUACUCUACUGGUGUUCCUAUAAAAGCUCAGCCUAACAUUCUCUGAGUUGAUAUCUCCCUAUAAAUAAUUAAAUAUAAUUGGAUUUGAUAAAGCGUAGACGAUCGAGUUCUAAUGCUAGGGUUUCGAAGCCAAAGGCUAACCUUCAUCGUGGCCACGGCGCUGCUCGCGGCCGUGGUGUCCAUCGCGGUUGUCGGGGGGUUUUUCGAGCCCUUCAAUGUCACCUAUGAUCACAGAGCUCUUAUCAUCGGUGGCAAGCGACGGAUGCUCAUCUCCGCCGGAGUUCACUAUCCGCGGGCUACCCCCGAGAUGUGGCCUGGUAUAAUUCUUAAGUGCAAGGAAGGCGGAGCUGAUGUAAUACAAACAUAUGUAUUUUGGAAUGGGCACGAGCCUGUUAGAGGUCAGUACUAUUUUGAAGGAAGGUAUGAUCUUGUUAAGUUUGUGAAACUGGUUGGUUCAAGCGGACUUUACUUUCAUCUUCGCAUUGGUCCCUAUGCAUGUGCUGAGUGGAACUUCGGGGGUUUUCCAGUUUGGUUACGUGACAUACAUGGUAUAGAGUUCCGGACAAACAACGGACCAUUCAAGGUUGAGAUUCAAAGAUUUGUUAGUAAAAUUGUCGAAAUGAUGAAAGAGGAAAUGCUUUUCUCAUGGCAAGGUGGUCCAAUAAUUCUAUUGCAGAUUGAAAAUGAAUAUGGUAACGUAGAAGGUUCAUAUGGUGAGGGAGGUAAAGAGUAUGCUAAAUGGGCUGUUGAAAUGGCACUUAGCCUUGGGGCUGGCGUUCCAUGGGUCAUGUGCAAGCAAACUGAUGCACCCGAGACAGUUAUUGAUACCUGUAAUGGAUUCUACUGUGAUGCUUUCAAGCCCAAUACUUAUAAGAAGCCUAAGAUUUGGACUGAGGAUUGGAAUGGCUGGUAUGCCUCUUGGGGUGGAAGAUUGCCACAUAGACCUGUUGAAGACAAUGCAUUUGCUGUUGCUCGCUUUUUCCAACGUGGGGGAAGUUAUAACAAUUAUUACAUGUUUUUUGGCGGAACAAACUUUGACAGAACAGCUGGUGGCCCUUUUCAAAUAACUAGUUAUGAUUAUGAUGCUCCCAUAGAUGAAUAUGGUCUGUUAUCUGAACCUAAAUGGGGGCAUUUGAAGGAUUUACAUGCAGCAAUAAAGCUAUGCGAACCAGCUUUAGUUACUGUUGAUCAUGAACCCCAGUAUUUUAAACUGGGGCCAAGGCAAGAGGCACAUGUUUACUCCAAUGUUCCAGUAAAAAUGAAUGAAAGACUUCCAAAAAACAUGAGCGUUUGCUCGGCAUUUCUUGCAAACAUUGAUGAGCACAAGUCAGUUGCAGUGAAAUUUUUUGGCAAUGACUACACUUUACCCCCCUGGUCAGUCAUCGUAUUACCAGAUUGCAAGAAUCUAGCAUUUAACACCGCUCAGGUAGGGUCCCAGAUUUCCAUUAAAACCUCCAGUCCUCUUUUAUCUAGUUAUUCAAACACAACAGCACUUGGGAACCUUCUGCUUGCUGCUAAAGAUCUUAGUGUCUCAAGUACCUGGAUGGCUUUCAGUGAGCCAAUAGGCAUAUGGAAUUCCAACAGCUUCACAACACAACAAAUUCUAGAGCAUCUUAAUGUAACAAAAGAUGCUUCUGAUUACUUAUGGUAUAUUACCAGAAUCAAUGUUUCUGGUGAGGACAUCACUUACUGGAAGAAAAAAGGCAGUCACCCGGCACUGACAAUACAUAGCAUUCGAGAUGUAGCCCGAAUUUUUCUAAACGGCCAGCUUAUAGGUGGUACAUAUGGGAACUGGGUUAAGCUGGAGCAAACCCUUCAACUGGUCCAGGGAUGCAAUGAAUUGGCAUUAUUGUCUGAGGCUAUCGGCUUGAAGAACUAUGGUGCUUUCAUAGAAAAGGAUGGAGCAGGAUUCAGGGGUCCAAUAAAGCUGACUGGGUUUAAAGAUGGGGAAAUUGACCUAUCUAGUUUUCCCUGGACCUACCAGGUAGGGUUGAAGGGAGAAUUUGUGAAGAUAUUUGCUCCAGAAGAAGCAGAAAAGGUUGACUGGACUAUUUUGCAGCCUGAUAAGGUGAAAACACCCUUUACAUGGUACAAGACUUACUUUGAUAUACCAGAAGGAAAAGUUACAAUUGCUCUCGAUCUAGGCAGCAUGGGGAAGGGCCAAGCUUGGGUAAAUGGCCACGGAAUUGGACGAUACUGGUCACUAGUUGCACCAAAAUAUGGAUGCCCCGGAACUUGCAACUAUCGUGGUGCUUACAAUGAAAACAAAUGCUUGACCAACUGUGGGAAACCAACGCAAACUUUAUAUCACAUUCCAAGAGAGUGGUUACAAGCUUCCAGCAACUUGCUCGUCAUAUUUGAGGAAACAGGCGGGGAUCCGCUAGAGAUAAAAUUAAAGAAGCAUGCGACUGUAACAAUCUGUUCACAAGUUUCAGAGACUCACUAUCCACCCCUUUCUUCCUGGCAUCAUCCGGAGCGUUAUACUGGAAAUAUCUCGUUUGAUAAAUCUCAACCAGAAAUGCACUUGCACUGUGAUGAUGGGUACGCUAUCUCUUCCAUAACAUUUGCUAGUUUUGGAACCCCUCAUGGCAGCUGCCAAUAUUUCUCCAAGGGAAAAUGCCAUGCACAAAACUCAUCAUUUGUCAUAUCCGAGGCCUGUUUGGGAAGAAACAGCUGCUACGUCACAGUUUCAAUAAAAACUUUCAGCCCUGACCCAUGUAGAGGAACUGUCAAGACGUUAGCAGUGCAAGCAGAGUGCUCUCCACCUUCAGAUUAUAGCUUGCGCUCGUCGUUCUGAGUCCUCUAUGUAGGAUAUAUGAUAUUUGAACAAGACAUUUGUGGGUAUAUCAUGCUGCACCAGGGGGAAUAAAGAAUGCCGCUUUUUGGUGCUCAAUAUGGUUGGUUCUCCGAUUUGUCGUGUACACUGUACAAUUUGUGUCAAAUAACACGACACAGAAUUUAACUGCAUUCAUAUUUUAAUCAGCUAGAUUUGUGUCUCAUGUGUUAUGUUAUUUUGAAUGUUAAUCAAACAUGUGAAUUAAACAGAUCAUUAAUUGUUUGUUAUGAGCAUAACUAUUUGAUCUAAA